AUGGCGGAACACGACGACGGCGGCGCUGGCGCGGGUUGCUGUAGCGGCGGCUGCUGCGGGCUGCGGCGGCUGCUGCUGCUUCUAGAGGCAGGGGUUGAGGGCGUCGGCGGACUGAAGCCUCUGACACGGGAGGAGGUGAUGGCCAUCAGUGGCUAUAACGCGUUCCUGGCGACCACCCUGUCACCGAAGCACCGCAUCUACAACUCGGGCAAGGAGACGGACGAUUCUGGCAUGUUGAUGUUCCUCACGGCGUUCCCCAGGGGCUUCGCCAUUGAGGUGCUAGACGUGUACAAUGGCCCGCCGAGGGUUGCCUUCAAGUUCCGACACUGGGGUUACAUGGAGGGGCCGUUCAAGGGGCACCCUCCACACGGCCAGAGGGUCGAGUUCUUUGGGGUCUGCGUCUUCCAUAUAAGUUCCACAGUUGACGAGGACACGUGGGUGGAGAAGGCGGAGUACUUCUACGAGUGUGGCAACUUCCUCGCGAGCUUCUUCAGCGCGCCUGCUUCUGCUGCUGUUGCAUCGGCUUUAGGUUGCCCUCUGAUGAGAGUAAACUAG
Triticum dicoccoides is the source of this 555-nucleotide messenger RNA. Its product is annotated as pathogen-related protein-like. The transcript has 3 exons. The record is from RefSeq and is a predicted model, not a curated record. Lineage: Eukaryota; Viridiplantae; Streptophyta; Magnoliopsida; Poales; Poaceae. The coding region runs from base 1 to 555 and encodes 184 amino acids.